GUUUGAAUGAGUUAGGCCGAUAAAAACCGAGCCGUCAUGUGUCGGUCCCUCCCUCUUCCCUUCUGUCCGUCGGCUAGGCUGCUGCAGAACUCAACGUCCCCGGAACAAAACACAAGAAAACAACCAUGUCUGAGAAACUUAACUUCAAAGUCGCUGACAUCAGCCUGGCUGAAUGGGGACGCAAGGCCAUCGAUAUCGCUGAGAACGAGAUGCCCGGUCUGAUGAAGAUGAGGGAGAUGUACGGUCAGUCUAAGCCCCUGAAGGGCGCCCGUAUCGCCGGCUGCCUCCACAUGACCCUGCAGACCGCCGUGCUCAUCGAGACCCUCACCGCCCUCGGAGCUGAGGUUCAGUGGUCCAGCUGCAACAUCUUCUCCACUCAGGACCACGCUGCUGCCGCCAUCGCCAAGUCUGGUGUUCCAGUGUUUGCAUGGAAAGGUGAGACCGAUGAGGAGUACGUGUGGUGCAUCGAGCAGACUCUGUACUUCAAAGACAAACAGCCCCUCAACAUGAUCCUGGACGACGGAGGAGACCUCACCAACCUGGUCCACCAGAAGUACCCCAAACUGCUGGCAGGUAUCCGUGGAGUGUCAGAGGAGACCACCACAGGCGUCCACAACCUGUACAAGAUGUUUAAGAAAGGCGAGCUGAAAAUGCCUGCUAUCAACGUCAACGACUCUGUCACAAAGAGCAAGUUCGACAACCUGUACGGCUGCAGGGAGAGUCUGAUUGACGGCAUCAAGCGUGCCACCGAUGUGAUGAUCGCCGGUAAAGUCGCUGUGGUUGCUGGAUACGGUGAUGUGGGCAAAGGCUGCGUUCAGGCUCUGCGUGGGUUCGGAGCUCGCGUCAUCGUCACAGAGAUCGACCCCAUCAACGCCCUGCAGGCCGCCAUGGAGGGUUACGAGGUCACCACCAUGGACGAGGCUUCCAAGGAAGGAAACAUCUUCGUCACCACCACCGGCUGCGAGGACAUCAUCCUGGGACAUCACUUUGAGAACAUGAAGGACGACGCCAUCGUCUGUAACAUUGGACACUUUGACUGUGAGAUCGACAUGAACUGGCUGACCAAGAAUGCCGCCGAAAAAAUCAACAUCAAACCUCAGGUCGAUCGCUUUCUGUUGAAAAAUGGUCGUCACAUCAUCGUCCUGGCUGAAGGCAGACUGGUGAACCUCGGCUGUGCCAUGGGACAUCCCUCCUUCGUCAUGAGCAACUCCUUCACCAACCAGGUUCUGGCUCAGAUCGAGUUGUGGAAAAACACAGAAAAAUACCCCCUCGGAGUCCACUUCCUGCCCAAGAAGUUGGAUGAGCAGGUAGCAGCCGCUCACCUGGACAAACUCGGGGUGAAGCUCACCAAACUGUCAGACAAGCAGGCCAAGUAUCUGGGUCUGCCCACCGAAGGGCCCUUCAAACCGGACCACUAUCGCUACUGAGCGCCCCCGCCCAGCUGAGGAAGAGGAGGAGGAGAAGAAGAGAGAAGGUGUGGAUCAGAGGGUGUUGUGUUUUGGGGAGUUUAGCUUGCUUUGCUACCAAAUACUGUAAUUUCAGGGAUACAGAGAAAUGAUUGUGGACUUUUUACAAGCUUUCUGCGGAGAAGACUCUGAAAAUGUGUUUUACGAGUUAAAAUCCGACACCUUGUUCUGCUUAACUAACCUGAGAUCAAACAGAAAUCUGCCACACAGCUGGAGCAGGCCAUAAAAACCAGUUCUGACCCAUAGCUUCCGUUUUAUAGCAGCUUUUUGUUUGUGGAUUUUCAGGAAGCUGCAAAAGAGUUGUUAAAGGUUCAGAAACAAACUCCUGUGUAUUAUCCAACCCUGAAGCUCCUCGUAGGUCGAGUCGCCUCCCUCCAACAUCGAUAUCUUCAGUUCUCCACCUUCUCUUGUCUUUCUUUCUCGUCCUCUGGAACACCAUCAAGUGCUACCGCGGCUGUAUUU
Labrus mixtus (cuckoo wrasse) is the source of this 1928-nucleotide messenger RNA. It is a transcript of the gene ahcy, whose product is annotated as adenosylhomocysteinase. Lineage: Eukaryota; Metazoa; Chordata; Actinopteri; Labriformes; Labridae. Gene Ontology annotation, cellular component: cytosol. The transcript is spliced from 11 exons. Gene Ontology annotation, biological process: L-methionine cycle. Gene Ontology annotation, molecular function: adenosylhomocysteinase activity. The record is from RefSeq and is a predicted model, not a curated record. The coding region runs from base 126 to 1427 and encodes 433 amino acids.